Guillardia theta CCMP2712 is the source of this 1287-nucleotide messenger RNA. RefSeq lists its product as hypothetical. Gene Ontology annotation, biological process: tRNA modification. The record is from RefSeq and is a predicted model, not a curated record. NCBI's taxonomy places the organism in Eukaryota, Cryptophyceae, Pyrenomonadales, Geminigeraceae. The coding region runs from base 1 to 1287 and encodes 428 amino acids. The transcript has 17 exons.
AUGGGGCAUGCGGAUUCUUCCAUGGUCCCCACAUGCACUCUAAGCGUACCCGUGGUGUCAUGGCGCAGGAGAGCGUUUGGCACCUCCCCCAUCAUGCCUCGUCUGAGGGGAGGGAGGAGCGAGAACUCUAUCCUACUGGACAUUCGCAGCACGGUGCUGUCGCAGACAGAAGAGCUGGAGGAGCUCGUCAGCGUCAAUGCUACUGCUGUGGAGGCACUGGCGAAAGACAUCGAGACAUGGAGGGUUAAGAAAUCGUUCAAAGUUCGAUUCGGUCUUCCACUCGUAUUCGACGAUGUCAAACAGGAAAUCAACUUCUAUGCUCUGCUUGCAACUCUUUCUUUUGGUUCAGGAUGGCAAGAGGGAGUGUGGAGCAAAGCUCCAACAAAGGGCGUUCCAACCCGAGACUCAGUUCUAAACAUGUUGAUAUCCUUGCACAUGGACAGCAAAAACCUCGAUGCUGCGGGACUUGCAGAAGUUUCUCUGUUUGCACUUAGCCAGGCUCUUGAUAUCCCACUGACAAAAGAGAAAAGACUAGAUGGAGGGCCAAUACGGCAGGAUGUUCCGUCGGAUUACCGGUGGCUGGUUGACAAAUAUUACUCAGUUCUCAGCUCGCUGUCGAGUGACUUGACGUCGAGGGGAUUCAAAGACCUCGCAGAUUUCAUUCUCUCUUCAAGAAUGCAUGGGCAUGUCAGGGUGGAUGAAUCUGAUGUCAACUUCAGCGCCUCCCUACUAGUCGAGAGGCUCGUCAAGUGUUUUGAGACGUUUCAGGAUGUGGCGAACGUCGGACAGAGUUCAGUUCCUCUCCACCGUAAAGCCCAGCUGGUAUGCGAAGACCUGGUCGCUAGGUUCGCUGCACGAGAGCACAGGUUGAAUUUCACGGACAUGGAGGACUUGACAUUAGGGAGUGACGCCGAAACUGUCACGUGGCUCCGCAAACUCUCCCUCAUUGAGGUCAGCCCAGCGCUUGCUAAGAAGAUCGAUAGCGACAAGGAGAUUGAGGCGGGGUCACGCGAAGAGGCCGCAUUGCGAGUCGCAGGGGUCAAGGCGUGCAUGAAGCUAGCAGAAGAAAUCAACAAAAUCAACCCCGAGGACACAGUAAGCAAUGUCGAAGUUUGGAGGUACAUUAGCAUGCAAGUCAAAGACCUCUACUUCAAACAGGCUAAGGAGGUACGGCAAGAAGCAAACAACAAAUUUGGUCAAGGAGAGGAAGAAGAAGAAAAGAUCUAUGUUAUAGGGGAGGGCGACGAUAAGAAGAUGUUUCGGUGUAAGAACACGCAGCACUACUGA